This is a messenger RNA of Manacus vitellinus (golden-collared manakin), 3048 nucleotides long. It is a transcript of the gene DHX30, whose product is annotated as DExH-box helicase 30. Gene Ontology annotation, cellular component: cytoplasm; intracellular anatomical structure; nucleus. The coding region runs from base 18 to 2957 and encodes 979 amino acids. Gene Ontology annotation, molecular function: ATP binding; DNA helicase activity; G-quadruplex RNA binding. The transcript is spliced from 15 exons. The record is from RefSeq and is a predicted model, not a curated record. Lineage: Eukaryota; Metazoa; Chordata; Aves; Passeriformes; Pipridae.
CCACCCUUCCCACGGGGAUGGAGAUGUUCUCGCUGAAUUCCCUCAAAGAUUCCAGAGACUUAUUAAAGGAAUUUCCACAGCCUAAAAACUUGCUCAACAGUGUGAUUGGACGAGCCCUGGGCAUUUCCCAUGCAAGGGACAAGCUGGUCUACAUCCACACUAAUGGGCCAAGGAAAAAGAAAGUCACUCUGCACAUCAAGUGGCCCAAGAACGUGGAGGUGGAGGGCUAUGGGACCAAGAAGAUCGACGCGGAGCGGCAGGCGGCCGCCGCGGCCUGUCAGCUCUUCAAGGGCUGGGGGCUGCUGGGCCCCCGGAACGAGCUCUUUGACGCUGCCAAGUACCGGCUCCUGGCGGACCAGCUGGGCUGUCCCGACGAGCGCUGGUGCUCCGAGGGCAAGUGGCGCUCCAAGUCCGGGCCCUCCCUCGCAGACCUGUCCACCUGCUGGCGGCGGAUGGAGCCCGACGACUCCAUCCAGCCCAUGGAGCAGGGCAGGAUGCCUAAAGCCAUGAGGAGGGAAGAGCUGGAGGAGGGGGAGCUGGAGGAAGGGGAGCUGGAGGAGGGCGAGCUGGAGGAGGAAGCGAUCGAUGUCUCGGAUUACCUGCCCAUGGCACACCAGGACGCCCGGACCCCAGGCAGGGAUGCCAGCCGAGGAGGGAGCUCCAUUGAGAUGACCGACGACAACACUGCCAUCCGUGCCCUGACACAGUUCCCACUGCCCAAAAACCUCCUGGCCCAAGUGAUUCAGAUUGCAACCUCUUCCUCCACAGUCAAGGAGUACAUGCAGUUCCGCACGGUGGGCACCAAGACCAAGAUCUGCAAGCUGACCCUGCGCUGGCCCUGCCCCAUGACCUUCGCUGCCAAGGGCCGACGCAAGGUGGAGGCAGAAAACAAAGCAGCAGCUCUGGCCUGUCAGAAGCUGAAGAGCCUUGGCUUGGUGGACAAGAACAACAACCCCCUGAGCCAUGCCAUGUACAACAUGACUUCCCUGCGGGAGCUGGGGGAGAACCAGAGGAAGCCCUGCCACAUCAAAGUCCCCGAGGCCACCCUGCGCAAGAUCGAGAACUACCUGAACCACUAUCCCGUGGACAUCAGGGAGUCCCGGCCCCGGAUUGCCGAUGACAUGAUGAACCUGACCAAGGAAUCCGGUGCGAUAAGCGACGCCAUCACGGGGAAGACCUACAUCCCCAUGCUGGAGGCAGAGGAAGUGCGCCUUAGCCAGAACCUCCUGGCCCUCUGGAAAAGGAGAGGAGCCUCCUGGCAGGAGAGCCACCCACUGCCAGUAGACCCCCACAAGGACACCAUCCUGUCAGCCAUCGAGCAGAACCCCGUGGUGGUAAUAGCGGGAGACACGGGCUGCGGGAAGACCACGCGGAUCCCGCAGCUGCUGCUGGAACACUACAUCCUGGAGGGCCGCGGCGCCCGCUGCAACGUGGUGAUCACCCAGCCCCGCAGGAUCAGCGCCAUCUCCGUGGCCCAGCGCGUGGCGCAGGAGCUGGGGCCCAACAUGAGGAAGAACGUGGGCUACCAGGUGCGGCUGGAGAGCAAGCCCCCCGCCCGGGGAGGGGCCCUGCUCUUCUGCACCGUGGGCAUCCUGCUCAGGAAGCUGCAGGGCAACCCCAGCCUGGAGGGCGUCAGCCACGUCGUGGUGGACGAGGUGCACGAGCGAGACGUCAACACCGACUUCCUGCUCAUCCUGCUCAAAGGCAUCCAGAAGCUGAACCCCGACCUGCGCCUGGUCCUCAUGAGCGCCACGGGGGACAACCAGCGCUUCUCCCACUACUUUGGGGACUGCCCUGUGGUCAAGGUGCCGGGCUUCAUGUACCCGGUGAAGGAAUACUACCUGGAGGAGAUCCUGGCCAAGCUGGGCCGGCACCGACACCGGCACUACGAGAUCAAGCAAUCCGACGACGAGUGUGUGCUGGAUCUUGACCUGAUCACCGACCUCGUGCUCCAGAUCGAUGCCCACGGAGAGCCAGGUGGGAUCCUCUGCUUCCUCCCUGGCUGGCAGGAGAUCAAAGGGGUGCAGCAGCGGCUGCUGGAGAUGCUGGGCUCGCAGAACAGCCGCUACCUCGUCCUGCCAGUGCACUCCAACAUCCCCAUGAUGGACCAGCAGAACAUCUUCCAGAGGCCUCCUCCUGGCGUCAGGAAGAUUGUCCUGGCCACCAACAUCGCGGAGACCUCCAUCACCAUCAACGACAUCGUGCACGUGGUGGACAGUGGCACGCACAAGGAGGAGCGCUACGACCUCAAGACCAAGGUGUCCUGCCUGGAGACGGUGUGGGUGUCCAAGUCGAACGUGGUGCAGCGGCGGGGCCGCGCCGGCCGCUGCCAGUCGGGCUUUGCCUACCACCUCUUCCCUCGCAGCCGCCUGGACAAGAUGCCAACUUACCAGGUGCCAGAGAUCCUGCGCACCCCCCUGGAGAACCUGGUGGUGCAGGCCAAGAUCCACAUGCCGGAGAAAACGGCAGUUGAAUUUCUCUCCAAGGCUCUGGACAGCCCUGACAUCAAAGCUGUGGAUGAAGCCGUGAUCUUGCUGCAGGAGAUCGGAGUGCUGGACCAGCGGGAGGCCCUCACCACCCUGGGCAAGCGGCUGGCCCAGAUCUCCACAGACCCUCGGCUGGCCAAGGCCAUCGUCCUGGAGCUGUGUAGCAGCAGUGGAGAGGCUGGAGCAGCCAGCACAGUGAGCCCUGUGCCCACCCUCCCCUCCGCUCUCUCCCAAGAUGACGGCUGGAGAGCCACCGUGUCCCUGACGGACAGCGACCUCCUGGUGCUGGAGGGGGACUCCUACACCAUCCGCCUGCUGCGCGACUUCCGCGUGUCCCUGUCCAAGAUGGUGGAGACGUGCCUGUGCUACGAGAUGGCCGCGAUCCCCGGGGACCUGCACCACCAGCACAGCCAACUGCUCGACAUCCUGGUGGAUCUGCUCAAGGGCCCUCCCGGCAGCUUUGGCUCGUAGGCGGAGCUGGAGGCUCCUGUGGGGACUUGUAAUUUGUAUAAAGAUGUUCACAAAUGUUUAUUUAAAUAAAGUUCUAUUUAUCCCUUGUGAA